GACUUGAAAUUAACACAAGUUUUUGUAGAAUUUUCGCAAUUUUUAGAUCUUAUUUCUAUAUGAUUUCUAAAGCAUUCCAACUAUUCAUUGUUUUUAAGCACAUUCAUGUUCAGCAAAUGUUGAAAUAUUAAGAAGUUGAACAUAUUUUGCAUCAGUGUGCUAGGAGGUGCAGAUUUCACUGGUGAUUCCCAUGGGAAAAUAAAGAUGGCCGUAUGAGUUUUAAGUGCCAGUUAAGCAAAAGAUACUUAACCCAAAUAAUUGAGAAUCAAAACUUUGGAAGAAUAAGAGCAUAGCAUUUUUCAAUAGCGGAAGAUUAAAAGAAAGUGAGAGCGAUUUUUUUUUCUUUUUUGUGACAAUUAUUGGGUCAUUAAUCACCGAGUUGCUGCUUUGUUCUAUUAGAAGGCGAGUUAGAGCUUGAGCCAAGCCCCCUCAGGCCGUAGCACAUCAUUCAACAAUGAAACAAGCUCUCAUUUCACCUUCCUCAGCUUCCUUUUCACUUCAAUACCGAAGUCCAAUUUUGAAUCAAAUUCGAACCAUGGCGCUGAGUAACAUAAAAUCUAACAGAUGGUCACUCCAAGGCAUGACAGCCCUGGUAACUGGCGGCACACGUGGAAUCGGACGUGCCAUAGUUGAGGAAUUGGGGGGACUUGGAGCAAGAGUGCACACUUGUUCACGUAAUGAAAAUGAGCUUGACAAGGCUUUGGUAGACUGGAAAAGUUUGGGCUUUGAAGUUUCUGGUUCUAUUUGCGAUGUGUCCAUUGCAGCACAAAGACAGAGCUUAAUGGAAACGGUUUCAUCAUUGUUUGAUUGCAAGCUCAACAUCCUCAUUAAUAAUGUUGGGACAAAUAUAAGGAAACCAAUGGUAGAUUUCACAGUUGAAGAAGUUUCAACUCUUUUGGCAACCAAUUUUGAAUCUGUUUUCAAUUUAUGCCAACUUGCUUAUCCACUUCUCAAAACAUCAGGAUCAGGAAGUGUUGUAUUCACCUCCUCAGUGUCUGGAUUUGUUUCACUCAAGUCCAUGUCACUUCAAGGAGCAACUAAAGGAGCUAUCAAUCAACUCACAAGAAACUUGGCUUGUGAGUGGGCAAAAGAUAACAUAAGGAGUAAUGCUGUUGCACCUUGGUACAUCAGAACUUCCAUGGUGGAACAAGUACUCAGCAACAAAGAAUAUUUAGAAGAGGUGUACUCUCGAACUCCUCUUGGACGACUCGGUGAUCCAACAGAGGUUUCAUCCUUGGUAGCAUUCCUUUGCCUGCCUGCAUCAUCUUACAUAACCGGUCAGAUUAUUUGUGUUGACGGUGGCAUGUCUGUAAAUGGUUUUUACCCAACAAAUUACUAGAAAUCGACUUAAGGAUCAACUGGUCAUAUGCUCUGUAAUUGAUGAUGUUGGAGAGGAAAGUUUCCGUGCCCUUGCUUUUCUACUUAGUUUUUUAUUGGAAAAUGGGGUGGUUUGUAGCCAA
Molecule: messenger RNA, 1460 nt
Organism: Gossypium arboreum
Lineage: Eukaryota; Viridiplantae; Streptophyta; Magnoliopsida; Malvales; Malvaceae
Product: tropinone reductase homolog At2g29260, chloroplastic-like
Exons: 6
Coding region: 455-1339 (294 amino acids)
Molecular function (GO): oxidoreductase activity
Source: RefSeq, a predicted model, not a curated record